Molecule: messenger RNA, 267 nt
Organism: Symbiodinium pilosum
Lineage: Eukaryota; Dinophyceae; Suessiales; Symbiodiniaceae
Source: the annotation of a GenBank genome assembly
GGCGAUCACGUCGUUGCUGUCAACAACUUCACCGAGGAUGUGGAGGCCAUGCGAACGCAGCUGCAGCUGAAGCGCGUCAGCAUGUCUGUCAAGGUGGCCGAGGUGGAGGUGGAACCCGACAUGAGCAGCUUAGAGAAUGCCACACGACUUGUCCUACCCAACCAGGACUUGAUGCCGCGAUGCCCUAGCUGCGGAAACAUGUACAUGGGCGAUUCGCUAUUCUGCCGAAGAUGUGGCCGUCCACGCGCAGACUCAGGUAUGAGGUGA